Molecule: messenger RNA, 549 nt
Organism: Medioppia subpectinata
Lineage: Eukaryota; Metazoa; Arthropoda; Arachnida; Sarcoptiformes; Oppiidae
Source: the annotation of a GenBank genome assembly
ACCGUGGGUUUAACGGCCUCUCUAUUGAAGGCGUUUGGCCUAAACUUUGAGCUCAAUCUAGUGAGUGAGUGGGCCUUUCAGAUCGACAAACUAUUUCACGGCCGGCCGUCGGGUAUAGACAACUCUAUUUGCACGUUCGGCGGCGCUCUCCUAUUCAGAAGCGGCCAAAUCGUCGAGAAGUUACCGAAAGUGCAAUCACUGCCAGUCAUUCUCGUCAACACAAAAGUGUCGCGAAAUACCAAAGCGUUGGUAGAGAUAGCGCGACGAAAGUACGACAGAUUCACGGCUAUUGUCGACAAUAUUUGGUCGGCAAUCGAUGGCAUAUCAAUGCACGCGUGGAAACUCAUUCAACAAAACACCGAUUUUCAGGACUUUUCGACACUAUUUGAGAUGAACCAGCAUUUACUAAACAGUUUAGGUGUCGGCCACCCGGCCAUCGAUAAGAUCGUUGAAUGCGCGCAAAAGUAUGGUUUGUCAGCGAAACUGACGGGCGCUGGCGGUGGCGGGUCUGUCAUUAUAUACAAUACACUCAAAGGUAAUGGCAUUUAA